CUGGAGUGCCCGGGAGUCGCGUGCCGGAGCCGCGCGGCCGCGAACUGACUGACAGACCGACACGCACCUCCGCGCGCCACGCACGGGAGCCGGGCGGGUGGCCGCGGCCGCCGCGGCGCUGAGCGGACUCACCCGUCGCUGAGGUCCCCGCUUGCAAGCUGCAGGGCGGCGGCCCGGGGAGCGGCGACAGGGACGCAGCGCCAAGGGCCGGCUGCGUUGGAGCCUCGCGGCCACCGGCCACCGCGACGCCGAGCAAGAUGUUCGUCAAAUCCGAGAGCCUGGAGUUCAAGGAGGAGGAGGACAUGCUGGUGCUGAUGGGCUCGGCCUCCCCGGCCUCGGCGACCCUCACCCCUCUGUCGUCCAGCGCCGACGAGGAGGACGAGGAGGAGCUGGGCGCGGCGGGCGGAGCUCGGCGGCCGCGCGGGCCGGACGCUGGAGCCGGAGCCGGGGCCGCGGCCGGGGUCGGCGCGGGGGUCGGGGUCGGGGGCGGCCCGGCGUCGGGGCCCGCGCGGCUGCUGGGGCUGGUGCACGAGUGCAAGCGGCGUCCGGCGCGGGCGCGGGCGGCGGCGCGCGGGGCCAAGACGGCCGAGACGGUGCAGCGCAUCAAGAAGAGCCGGCGGCUGAAGGCCAACAACCGCGAGCGCAACCGCAUGCACAACCUGAACGCGGCGCUGGACGCGCUGCGCGAGGUGCUGCCCACCUUCCCCGAGGACGCCAAGCUCACCAAGAUCGAGACGCUGCGCUUCGCGCACAACUACAUCUGGGCGCUCACCGAGACGCUGCGCCUGGCCGACCACUGCGGCGGCGGCCUGCCGGGGGCGCUCUUCUCCGAGGCCGUGCUGCUGAGCUCGGCCGCCGCCAGCGCCGGCGACAGCCCGUCCCCCGCCUCCACGUGGAGCUGCUCCGACAGCCCCGCGCCCUCCUCCGCAGCCUCCUCCACCUCCCCCUACAGCUGCGCGCUCUCGCCCGCCAGCCCCGCGGGCUCCGACCUGGACUACUGGCCGCCCCCGCCGCCCGACAAGCCCCGCCACGCGCCUCCCCUGCCCCUCGUGAGGGACUGUAUCUAGAAGUGCGCGCAUCCCCUUCCCUGCCCCCGUCCCCCCAGGACCGAGCCCUCCCCGCCGCCCCCCUCUCCUGCCCCGCCUUGGCUCGGGAGAGCGGCGCGCCCAGCAGAUGCGCGGUUCCCAGUCCUCGGUGCACCGCGUGGGCCCAAGGGCCGCUUCCUGCCUCCAGCCCGGCUCUGCGGCACGGCAAGUGCCGAUGGCUUGUUGUCCAAGAGGAUGGUGGCGUCUGGGGGCGCUUCUUAAGAGUUCAAAAGAUGCUGGGAAGGGACGAAGUGGGACCAGUGAAUUGACCGACGCCCCUUCACCCCCAUCCUCCCUCCCUCCUCCCCCCGGACUCGGCGCAGUGCGUGUGAAUCUCCCAGGGGGAUUGCAACUGGUUCCUGUGAUCUCUUCACCUUGGCGGUCCACAUAGAGAUGUUAAUGUCGAGUAGAAAGAAAUGUGUCUUAGCAUCUGAAUGAUUUUACCGGUAAUAAUGUUAUCCACAGAUUUGUAAUGCUGGCAUCUGCUUUCUUCCCAUUGCUUUCGGCGGGCUGUGGGAAUUUCACCUGUCAAACCAAACCCUCCUCCUCUGAUGAGCACUUUGUCCCGCUUCCCAGAUUCGUCACAAUGCCCAUUGUCCCGUCCUUCGCUCCCCUUUUUUCUUCUCCAUUUUGCCAUCUGUCUCUUAUGAUUUAUAAGGGGGGAAAGAAGUUGUUUUGUUAGAGGGCCAGGUUAGAAGUCAUUGUAUAAUUUGUAGGCUUUGUAAUGACUGAAUGCAAGUGUGGAAAUUUAGGCUGAACUCUAUCAAAAGGAAAACUGUGGAGGAAGAGGGAAAAAUCGAGAGGGAGGACUGCCUCAUGCAUUAUUUAUCUCGACCUUCUGGGGGAGAAGG
This is a messenger RNA of Sorex araneus (European shrew), 1936 nucleotides long. RefSeq names its product neurogenin 2 (gene NEUROG2). Gene Ontology annotation, molecular function: protein dimerization activity. Bases 258 to 1067 code for a protein of 269 amino acids. The transcript is spliced from 2 exons. Lineage: Eukaryota; Metazoa; Chordata; Mammalia; Eulipotyphla; Soricidae. The record is from RefSeq and is a predicted model, not a curated record.